Hemiscyllium ocellatum (epaulette shark) is the source of this 3073-nucleotide messenger RNA. RefSeq names its product zinc finger protein 239-like. The record is from RefSeq and is a predicted model, not a curated record. Gene Ontology annotation, molecular function: DNA-binding transcription factor activity, RNA polymerase II-specific; RNA polymerase II cis-regulatory region sequence-specific DNA binding. Bases 1733 to 2551 code for a protein of 272 amino acids. Gene Ontology annotation, cellular component: nucleus. Gene Ontology annotation, biological process: regulation of transcription by RNA polymerase II; central nervous system development. The transcript is spliced from 3 exons. Lineage: Eukaryota; Metazoa; Chordata; Chondrichthyes; Orectolobiformes; Hemiscylliidae.
GUGCAAGAGGAGGAAAAGACGGUGACGGUCGGAAAGGUGGGAGUUCUAGUUGAAAUCGGAAGGAAAAUUGAGUCACUCUGGACUGAUUUGGGGGCUCAUCCCGGGAUCCCAAGCUCCGGUCGCUUGGCAUUUUUGGGAAAACGGAGAAGGUGCACCUCGUUGAUUUCAGCGGUCUCUAGUUUCCCUCCUUGCUGCGGCGGCUUGGGCAAUCGUGAUCCGGACUGGGAGACGCUGGAAACAAGACGGGCAUACGUGGCGGGUUCUGUCAGGUAACUCUUGUGUGCACAAGACCCAGGUAAGAAAGGUCUUAAAAGAAUUAUCUAGGCGACCGGGGUAGGCAGCGGUAUUUGCUGCCAGUUGGAUAUAUCCGGGUGACCGGCAGCGGUAGUUGCUGUUGCCAGGUGGACAUAUCCGGGCGACCGGGUUAGGCGAAUCCGGGCGACCAGGGUCGGCAGCGGUAAUUGCUGCCAGGUGGACAUAUCCGGGUAUUGCCACAGGACGGGGCUCGCUGAAACGACCAGGUAACUGUGUACAGACCAAGGUUAAAAAAAAUGGACCUUUAAGUAUUGCCUUGGUGGUCGGGGAUGUACGAGAAGUAUGGGGAAUUGGCAACAUACUUUAUUUUAUAUUUAAUUGGCUAGAUUAAUCUGACGAGGAAAGUGCCUACCUGAUUCGGCCACCCAGCCUUAGACUGGUUGUUAAGAGGGGAUUUCCCCCACGCGUAGGUCAGGACCCUGAAUAGGGUGUGGAAGAAGGUGACACCGGACCUCAGUAAGGUUAAUUAAAUUACGUAAAGAAACAGCCGAGUAUUAAAAUGGGAAAUAAGAAUAGUUGUUUAAGUGUUAAAGGAGAUAUGAGAGGGAUGUCCGAGGACCACAUCCCGGCGGACAGUCCUUUAGGAAAAAUGUUAAGAGAUUGGAAGUACAAUCCUCGGACGCGAGGAAAGGAUAAAAAUCAAACGAUAAAAUGUCAAUGAGAAACAGUUGGGACAGAUUUGUAGUAUCUCAGAGGGAGAGAGUACCGCCCCAACAGACUAAAUACCCCUCCAGCCCCUCUCCCUUUGCUGUGUGAUCCAGUCCCAUUCACUGAAUGAUGAAGCUCAUCCCAUGACAGUGAAGAGGAAUCCCACCACUGACUUCACAAUGGGGCCCCUCUGAUUGACGGCAGCUUUGGCCCAAUAGGAGGCUAGUGGGCAGGACUGAUGGACCAUGCAGAAGUGGCUCAUCUUCUAACCAAUGGGCGUGAGUGAGGGGCGAAAGCAGCGGGACCACACGUGAGCAUUGACUGCACAUGCACCAUCAGACAGGUGAGUGCGAGGGGAGGAGAAGACUGAGACGGCUGGAAAGGUGGGAGUUCUAGUUGAAACCGAAAGGAAAAUUGAGUCACUCUGGACUUGUAGAUUUCAUAAACACUCAGUGUAGGCUGCUAGACCCGAAGUAGAAACUCCCGAUUCCGCGGCUCAGGAACCGCCGCCAUCUUUAUCAGGGGCAAGGCACAGGGAUGCACGUGGUUUCUAGGCAGAGGUGGGUGCUGCAGAUUGUACGAUAAUAAUUGAGACUGGGAUCUCAAAAACAAAUUGUGAUAGUCAGCAGAGUCGUCAGGAUCUGAGUAUCAUUGUCAUUUAACUGUGGACGGUGAAAGGAUUUUGAGCAUUGAAGGAAAAAGCACCAUUCACACUGGGGAGAAACACGUAUCGUCUGUGUGUGGAACAGUCUGUGAAGAUUCAUCUGAAAUGUCCAAACGCCAGCGCAAUCCCACUGAGGAGAGACCAUGGAAGUGUGAGGAUUGUGGGAAGGGAUUUCUUUACCCAUCCCGUCUGGAAACUCACCAACUCAGUCACACUGGAGAGAAGCCAUUCACCUGCUCGGAUUGUGGGAUGGGAUUCACUCAGUCAUGCCACCUGCUUACACACCAGCGAGUUCACACUGGGGAGAGACCAUUCACCUGCCCCGAGUGUGGGAGAGGAUUCAGUCAGUCCUCCGGCCUGCGGAUACACCAGCGAGUCCACACUGGGGAGAGACCGUUCACUUGCUUCGAUUGUGGGCAGGGGUUCACUCAGUUAUCCAGCCUGCAGUUACACCAGCGGGUUCACACUGGGGAGAAACCAUUCACCUGUUCUAAAUGUGGGAAAGGAUUUGCUCGAUCAUCCCACCUGCUGAUACACCAGCGGGUUCACACUGGGGAGAGACCAUUCACCUGUCCUGAAUGUGGGAAAGGAUUUGUGCAGUCAUCCAAACUACAGAUACACCAGCGAGUUCACACUGGGGAGAAACCGUUCACCUGUCCUGAAUGUGGAAAGGGGUUCAUUUGCUCCUCUAAACUGCUGGAACACCAGGGGGUUCACACUGGGGAGAAACCAUUCACUUGCUCAGUGUGUGGGAAAGGAUUCAUUCAGUCAUCCAAGCUGCAGAGUCACCAGCGAGUUCACACUGGGGAGAAGCCAUUCACUUGCUCCACUUGUGGGAAGAGGUUUAGCCAAUCAUGCAACCUGCAGAGACACCAGCGACUUCACACUGGUGAGAAACAUUCACAGAGUCAACUCACCAGCUGAUGCACCAGUGAGUUCACUCAGGGGAGAGAUCUUUCACUUGUUCCAUAUGUGGUUGGGAAUCACUGUCAUCCAUACUGGGUGGGAAUUGGUCACAUGCUCUGUUUAUGUAAAUGGAUUUACUAUUUGCAAAUGCCCCAGUAAAUUCACAAAGAAUCACAGGUGAAGGGUUUUGCUUUUCCUUACACCGAGGAAUGUAGCUUGGUCAUUGGGAUGUUUGUAUUGAUAUAAAUAAACCCAGCUCUGUUAAAGUGGCUGACGAUGUAGGUAAAUGUUGAUAUAAUUGUGUAUAUGUAUGGUAUGUUUUAAAAAUGAUCACAUUGUAAAUAUGUUGUUGUACAGUGACACUGGGUAAAGUCUAUCCGCAAUGAGUGUUCUAUUAACGAUCAGUGUGGCGUUUUGAUGCUGUUAAUGAUAUCCAAACCAUGUUUUCUCGACCUUUUUCCGAUGAUGGUUGUAAUGAGUUCCUGACUAUCUGACAGUGGUGGAUUUGAUGCUACUUUUGUCUAUAUCCAGAAACGAGUG